CUCCCUCCCCCCCUCUCUCUCUCGUGAUUUGUGUAUCUUACUAUAUACGUUGGAAUACAUUUAGAACAUGUUCACACUCCUAGUGUUUGUCCAAAAUCUAUAUAAGCUAAAGGUAGACACUAUUAUUUGUCAUCUUUUCUUUCCGUUAUUUUACGAUAUUUAGAGACGUAAUUAAACCAUCUCACGUAUAUAUAUGGAGUAAGAAUAUCGAGCAUAGCGUUAUCAUACUGCGCCCAUUUUGGAAUCCGAAAAGCAUUUACUUAUUGACUUUUUAUCCCGGUUAUCAAAUCAUGUCAAUCGUUUACAAGACGACAUCGUGCUAAAAACAAACAGAUAAGAUGGCCAAAAGAUAACAAACAAUUGGCUUUAUCUUGAGUGUAUCUUUAACGGAUAAAUGUGACUGUUUUUACGUAUGUGUUUAUGUACGUGUGGGCUGGCAUCAAAUAGAAACGGUGUAAUAGUUUUACGCCAAACUAGAUUCUCUAUUCUCUAAUGAUAAAUCUGUCAUGCAUUGUUACAUUCGGUGUGUCGCUUUCCAUGUAUUGUUUGUCUCAGGGACUGCAGGACAAGAAACCUGUGAGAGGAAAAAUUCCGUGUACUACAAUCACAGAUGUUUCGAGGUAAUUCACGAAGAUCAAUCUUGGUCAAAAGCGAGGUUCUACUGUGAAAACCAAGGAGGGCACUUGGCCGCCAUUGACGACAAGGACACAGACGACUUUAUUAAACAGAUGCUGUUAAAGGGGGCGCGUGGUGACGUCUGGAUCGGCGCCUUAUCAAGAAAGCGCUGGUUCUGGGCGGACACUAAUAGAGAAAUUGGGUGGACGUCCUGGGCCGUCCACGAGCCGAAUGACGCCGGCGGGCAGGAGGAUAGGGUGGCCUUGUGGAAGGACUUUAACUACGAGUGGAACGACGAGAGAGCAGAUACCACGUACCUCCACAGAUGGGACGCUGACGGAAGAGAAAUCCAUGGAAUUAAAUCUAACGCUGUUUGCGAAUACGAAGGGCAGACGUGCUCGCCUACCAUUCCAAAGACGUGUGUGUACAUUGCAGGCGUUGGUUCGUGUUAUUGUCUGAAUGCAGACCUCUCAGAUGACCGUAAGGGGUACACGUGGGGCCAGGCUAAUGCCAUGUGCACCAGUACAGGGGCGCGGCUCGCACAUGUUGACAACCGUGCAACUAUGGACGCUUUGAUCCGACAGAUCCAAAACGUGUCCCGCGAACAGUGGCAGUUCGGUGGAAACUACUGGAUUGGCGCCGUGUGGAACAGAACAGCCCCCUUUAAAUGGAUUUGGGAAACUGGAGGAAAAGUUAACUACAGCAACUGGCUUAAUUCGCCGCAAAUGAACCCUUCAAUUAUCCAGGCUGCGAAAUUAGCGUUUAAACAGGACUUUAUGUGGAUGUCCGAAAGCAUAACAUCUAUGCACCACUUCAUUUGCCAGUUCGGUAUGGUUUAAGACAGUGCGGUAGUGGUACUGGAGCCAAGUAGCGGUGCCCCGACACUGAAACCCACAACAGCCCCCAUAAAC
Molecule: messenger RNA, 1526 nt
Organism: Lingula anatina
Lineage: Eukaryota; Metazoa; Brachiopoda; Lingulata; Lingulida; Lingulidae
Source: RefSeq, a predicted model, not a curated record